UCACUUUGAUGCGGUUUCCUCCAGCCUUCUCCCAUGCAGGCAGGCCGCCAUUACACGGUGCGGUGGGGGGCUUUUUGCUUUCUGACUGCCGGCUUGGCAGUGACCUCACAAGUGCUGGGGUCGUGCCCUCACCACUGCCACUGCGGCACAACCUCGUCCACUAUCAACUGCUCUUAUGCCCAACUGGCCGUGGUACCGGAGCGCCUCCCGCUAGAUUUGACCGGACUCAACCUGAGCCACAAUGCCAUCAGAACUCUGCCGCCUGAGCAAUUCGGGGCUUUGACGCGACUGGAGGACUUGGACUUGAGCGACAACCACUUGGCGUAUGUGGACGCCGACGCCUUCCUGGGCCUGCGGAGCUUGUUGGAUCUACGUUUGGCUCGCAACCGUCUGAAGGUGCUUCCGGUCGGAGCCUUCGCCGGUUUGUCGAGACUACGGCUGCUCGACGUGAGCCGCAACGAGAUCCUCGGCUUCCUGGAUUUCACUUUCCGAGACUUAGCUGACCUGCGCGUCCUGGAAGCGCUGCACAACGAUGUUGUCUUCAUCUCUCGCCAGGCCUUUGCAGGUUUAUCUGACCUGCGCCAGCUCCACCUGGAUGCCUGCAACCUCACCUUGGUGCCCACUGAGGCCUUUGCACGCCUUGGCAGGUUAACCGUUUUACAUCUGCACCGUCUUGAUUCCAGCGUGUUGCCAAACUACGCUUUCCUUGGCCUGGCACGGCUGAAGGAACUCAUCAUCACCGAUUGGCCCAGACUGGAGAUGUUGUCUGCAAACAGCCUGGUUGGCCUCAAUCUUACAUCCCUUGCGAUUCGAAACUGCAAAAUCAGCGCUGUUCCUUAUGCUGCUUUACAUCACCUAGUCUACCUUGUAAACCUUGAUUUGUCUUGUAACCCAAUCAGCUACAUCCAAGGCAACCAGCUCGGCGACCUGCUGAGGCUAGAAGAGUUCCGCCUAGUCGGGGGGCGACUGCGGCGCAUCGAAAUGGCGACGUUCCAAGGUUUGGCACGUCUGAGCCUGCUCAACGUGUCGGGAAACCUCCUGAGCACCCUGGAGGAGGGCGUCUUUCACUCGGCGGACGCCCUCCGACAUCUUGGACUGGACGGAAACCCGCUGGCAUGCGACUGCCGCCUGCUUUGGCUAGCGCAGCGACGUUCGGCGCUGGACUUUGGGGGAGGCCUGCCGACGUGCGGUGCUCUCGGUCAAUGGGAUUUUCUGGACUACACCGCAGUGGAAAUGGCGGAGCUGCUCACGUGCCGGCCCCCUCGUGUCCAACUGCACCAACCUGGGCUGGUAAGCGUGGACCAGGGCCACACGGCAGUGAUGCGCUGUAAUGCGGAAGGCCAGCCCGAGCCAUCUGUCACCUGGCUCGACCCGAAGCGGAGAGCUUUAAUGGAUGCGGGCAGGAUACGGGCGGUCGCCAAUGGCUCGAUGGAGGUCCGCUACGCCCAGCCGCAGGAUGCAGGCGUUUACCGCUGCGUGGCAUCCAAUGCGGCGGGAUAUGACACGCGGCCUGUUGAGCUCCACGUCAGAGCCCUCACCAAGAAGAAGCCCUUUCACUUCAAAAGCUGGCUGGCCGCCUUGCCGUCUUCGUCGCCGGACAUGCAGGAGCCGCCGUUCGAUGUCAAGACGCUGCUGAUCGCGGCAUCCAUCGGCUUCCUGUCGUUUUUCAGCUCAGUCGGCCUGUGUUUUGUCACCAUCUUCUUCUGGAGUAAGGGCAGAGGGCAGAUAAAACACACCGCCAACAUUGCGUAUGUGCCACAUAGUGCUGCCACCGGCAGAAAUGCCGGCACCGGCAACUACAUGGAGACGAGCAGGUUUACAAUGAAGCUUAUGUAAACAUAAAUGAGAAUAAAAAGUUGAAAGGCUGCAGUUCAGUAUUGCCCAGUUCAAACGCUGACUCUUUUCGAGGGGGGGGGGGGAGUACACAAUUCAACUGAAAUAAUGUGAGCGCAGAACCGUGCACAUCUAAAAAGUGGGAUGUGGCUGUGUUCCGACUUAACUGGUAACAUUAAGAUUCAGAUUAAAUGGGAGUCCACACACACAUGCUACCAUUUAAAAGUGCCUCUGAUUAACCCCAAAUGAAGUUCAGAUCAUCUUCUUGGCUUUUCUUUACAUUAAAAAAAAUGUUUUAUAGUAGUUUCUGAUCCGUCUGUCCUCACAAGGGUCGGUGAGGGCCGUAGGUAGCCCACAGACCAUACGUUGCCCACCCUUGUUACAGAAAAUGCAAAGUUCAAAUAUAUAAGCCAUAAACCCAUUCACAUUCCAUUGCAUGCAUGCAAAAAACAGUGAGUGCCAAUAGAACAAUGCAUGCAAAAUACUAUCUUGUAUAUUAUUAUUAUAUUAUUAACCCAAUUUGCUUAUGUUUGUUUAAAUAUUGCCAUAUACGGUAUAUGUAAUCAUUAUUAUCCUAAACUAUUCUAUUUUUCUCAAGAAAUGUGAAUUUAACGAGAUGUGCAUAACUUUUUUUAAUAUAUAUAUAUUUUGUCUUAUCUUUUGUCUGGUGCUGAUUGGUGUAAUAAUCUUUGAAAUCCAAUAAAGUAUUUCAUUAACUAUUAA
Hippocampus zosterae (dwarf seahorse) is the source of this 2556-nucleotide messenger RNA. Its product is annotated as leucine-rich repeat and immunoglobulin-like domain-containing nogo receptor-interacting protein 1. Bases 34 to 1836 code for a protein of 600 amino acids. NCBI's taxonomy places the organism in Eukaryota, Metazoa, Chordata, Actinopteri, Syngnathiformes, Syngnathidae. The transcript has a single exon. The record is from RefSeq and is a predicted model, not a curated record. Gene Ontology annotation, cellular component: extracellular matrix. Gene Ontology annotation, molecular function: protein binding.